AUGCUCACGAGUUUCACGGAGGCGACGUUCUUCUUGCGAUGCGCCGGGGACUGGGACCAAGUGGCCCCGAGCGAGUCGCACGACUUGUCGGGGCGCGUGUACUACGGGACAUUGAUCAACCUAGACGAGGCGUACCGCUUCCUCAAGAUGGUCGGCCUCAUCCCCGCGCAGAACACAAAGGGCGGGCAGCGUGCGAAUGGCGGCGACGCCGGGGGCAUGCCGGCCGACGCGGCAUCGGAGUUCAAUAAGUUGAUGCAAACAGGCUCCCUCGGCGCUGACGCAGUGGCCACGUCGUGCCGCUUGCUGUUCGCGUCGGGUCGCCCUGUGGAGCCUCACUCGCCGCCCCCCGUGCAGCUCGAGGCCCCGCAGGGUUUCAAACGUUGGCAGUGGCCGAAGCUAUUGGAAUGCAUGGUAUCUCCGCUGGGCCUGCCGAGCGAGGCGACAAACCACGCGCUUGCUCGGGGCGCAUUCCGCCUGGCGCCCGCGCACGAGACCCAGGCGGGCCCCCCCUCGGGCUCCGUGCCUGCCCAGGAAGACCACGUCGCGUUCGAGCCAGGCCCCCGUGGAUACUCCUUGCGUCUCGUGGACGGCACGAUCACGAGGCUCCGCUUCAGGAACCGCGGCGGCGUGUUCGAGCCGGAGCUGCGCGCGACGAACCGCGACAUCCCCGUGACGCAGGGCGUGGACGUGAAGAGCAUGGCCAACCGCGUGCUCGAACACUUCAAGGUGAGCCACACGGUAGUGCCUUGGUCAGAGGAGGCCCGGUUGACCUUCAAGGGCUUCCAGAUGGUGUUCGACGCGCAGUGCGCGCUCAUGCGGGAUCAGGGCAAUGAGACUCGCGCGGCCUUGUUGGGAUCCAGCCCUUGGAUGCUCGGCAUGAUCUCGGUGGCGCUGCUCAUUCUGGAGAUCGCGGUUGGCGAGGCGCCGAUGGGUGGAGAGGCCAAGGUGAUGGAGCAUCACGUCGUCCGGGCGUGGGACAUCCUUGAGGUCUCGGGGGCUGCCGGCGCAGUCCGAGUCGGCGCGGUCGGCGACGAGUGGGGCCAGUGGGCCUUGACCCAGGCUCAGCCGCGGCGCGCCCUCCCAGGUUCCGACGUCGGCGGCGGCUCAGCGGGCGGCGGCGUCGAUGGCGAGGGCGACCGCGAGUUCGAGAGGCUGGGCGAUCAAGCCAGCCACGGCGGCGCGUCGGCCGCGGAGGAGGAGGGGCCGCCGCUGGCGAGCGUGGCCAACGACGGCGCGGGAGACGCCGCAAGGGCGCCGGCGGCGGCGGCUGCGGCCGAGGGGGGCGGCGCGGACGCAGACGCCCAUUUCCUGAUGCCCGGCGACCCGGAGGACGGCGCCUCGGUGCAGAUGCAGGAGCACGGCGACGUGUUCCUCACCGACAGGGAGAUUAUGAAGAGAACUAUUUUGCGAGGAGAACCCAUUGUCUUCUGUUCGGAUGUGCGUGGCUCCAUCCGGAAGACCCUGCCGAGCCAGGAGCCAGGCGUCCGCGGGAGAACAGUCGCCCUCCGGCAGCACCAUUGGAAGGCGGUCACGCAGGCGGGCCUCAGCCAGUAUCACAUUGGCACGUACGACGACGGCUCGAGCGCGGAGGACCAGCCGGGCGCCCCGCGGAUCCACUUGAAGCUGCCGCCGACCGACCGCCGCGACCUCCACCUGCCAUUCCACAACCGCCUGAUGAAGCUGUGCGGCGUUUCCUUGCAGGCGUACACGAGUGCGAUUGGGGCAAAGGAGACCAGGAAGAGGAGAGCUCCGCCUGCCUCCGCCAGCGCUCCGCGAGCCGCGCGGCAGCGGGGGGCUGCGGUGCCCGGCGGGCAGGCGGGGGCCCCGCGCGGCCCGGGCGCGACGGCGGCGGCGGGCGGAGUAGCAAGAGGAAUUGCCGGCGGCGCGGGAGGGGCCGACGCGGCGGCGACGGCCAGCGGCGCAGCGCCGACGCCCGCCGGCGCGGCAGGCCGCGGCGCGGCACCGGCGCGGGCGCGCCCCAGCCGCGCCCCGGGAGAGUGGUAG
This is a messenger RNA of Prorocentrum cordatum, 2004 nucleotides long. The record is from the annotation of a GenBank genome assembly. NCBI's taxonomy places the organism in Eukaryota, Dinophyceae, Prorocentrales, Prorocentraceae.